ACAGAAAGAGAGAGGGCUCUGAAUCUCUGUAUCUAUGGAGGCAGCGAAAGAAAGAGUCGGCUUACUCGACAAGAUCCUCCCACCUGCCUUAGCAGACGCCGGGCUCGAAGAUUGUGCUCUACCACCGGAAUCUAUACACGAAGCCUUUCGUAAAGCCGCAGACGCCGUCAAGUCGCGCGCGGCGUCGCUUUUCGAACACGACGAGGAAGAAGGAGAACGCGGUUGUGUAGCUGAUCCGAAGCCUGCAUCGAAAGGAAGCGAGACGAAGCCUAUUCCGGAAGCUUCUGACACGAUCAUUGUGGGCGGAGACGAUGAAAGGGAUACUGGGCCGUGUUUGGUCGGAAAGGGAAAUGGGAAGUUGGUUGAAUCUGGACAGGGAGGGGAUGAGUUGGUGGUGGCGGGGGAAAGAGGAGAAGGGAUGAGCUGUGGUGAUGGUUUGAAGGGUUUGGAUGUGGAAGGUGUGGAGAGUAGUAGGGAGGAGAAGGAUCAGAGUGAAGAAGACGAAGAGGAGGAGAUGAAGCCGAUUUUGGUUGAAGGAUUCGUCUAAGAGUCUUGACAGAGUUCCACGAGUUGUGUGUAUAAAUAAAGUGUUUUUAGCAGCUUGUCCCUGAAGGUCUGACCUUUGGCUCUAUAAGCAAUUGUGGCAAAAGCUUAUGUGUCGUCUGUUAGACGUGAAACUGAAUGAAAUGCGAUCUCUUUUUAUUUACGGUUCCUGUUUUUGUCCCAUGAACUAAUGACUCUGUUCUGUUUCAAAUUCAAAG
This is a messenger RNA of Eruca vesicaria subsp. sativa (arugula), 761 nucleotides long. NCBI's taxonomy places the organism in Eukaryota, Viridiplantae, Streptophyta, Magnoliopsida, Brassicales, Brassicaceae. The record is from the annotation of a GenBank genome assembly.